Raphanus sativus (radish) is the source of this 801-nucleotide messenger RNA. Its product is annotated as RING-H2 finger protein ATL56. Lineage: Eukaryota; Viridiplantae; Streptophyta; Magnoliopsida; Brassicales; Brassicaceae. The record is from RefSeq and is a predicted model, not a curated record. The transcript has a single exon. The coding region runs from base 212 to 739 and encodes 175 amino acids.
GCCAGAACAAAACCAUAUUAAAAGUGCUUUCACAUGAUCCGAUCCAAAGCCCAAAGUAAAAUUAAAAAUCACUGACACAUGACCGUUUCUCUGUAAACUUUUUGAUCGCGUCAUAUAUCGAAGCAUUCCGUGUUUAGCUUCUCCCAUUAGAAUUCAGGUGUAAAAAAAAAACAAGACAGAGAAGCCAAAAACGAACUCUUUUUAUUUUGCGAUGCCUCCGACCAAUGAUAACAGAAUCUCCGGCGAGCCACCGUAUAACUCGGCGUCUACACCACCGCCAAAGCCGAAAACAAGAAUUCUCUCUAUACUCCUCGUAGGCGUUAUCAUGUUAUCAAUAUUCUUUCUCUUUCUCCUCCUUAUUGGCAUCGCAUCUGUUCUUCUUCUCCCUUUCCUCCUCUCCUCUCUCCAUCGCCACCUACGACGUCGCCGACGUAACCGCCGACACGUAUCCUCAGAUGGGUUAUCUUCAAGAUUCGUUAAAAAGCUUCCACAGUUCAAAUUCUACGAACCCACCACACGGUUCGGAAGCGUUUGCGUGGUUUGUCUUGAUGGGUUCAGACAGGGACAAUGGUGUCGGAACCUUCCCGGCUGCGGACACGUGUUCCAUCGGAAGUGUGUGGACACUUGGUUGGUCAAAGCCGCAACUUGUCCUGUCUGCAGAGCUAGGGUUAGAUUGAGAGAGGAAGAUGAACAACAAGGAUUGUUGAGAUGUUUUGGUCAUAGAAGAGUAGUGUGUUAGAUUUGUAAGUGUUCUUGUUUUGUUUCAACUAUAAUUGAAUAAGAAGUUAAUGAUUAAACAUA